AUGGAAGAUUCCCAGCUACCGUUGGUCCGGUCGGCAAGUGGUGCAUGCGACGCAUGGUCAAGGUUGGAAGACCACUUCGAGAAGAAGAGUCUUGCCAACAAGCUGUUCUUGCGCCGUCGCUUCUUCACGACAAUGAUGGAAGAAGGCGACGAUGUGCUCGAACACAUCAACAAGCUCAAGACGCUGGCGGAACAGCUAGAAGCGGUGGGGGCUCCAGUCUGCGAGGACGAUCUGGUGAUCACACUCCUCGGCAGCCUGAGUGACUCGUAUCAAUUCUUGAUCACAGCUUUGGAGUCGCGCUCAGACACUCUUAGCUGGGAGCUCGUGACGUCUCGACUGCUUCAUGAAGAAAUGAAGCGGAAGGAGCAAGGAAGUAAAGGUGAUGAAGCUUCGCAAGGUCAAGCGUUCAUCACAAGGGACAAUCAGCGCAAAGGGCGACCAGUGAAGAAGUCCUGGCCGUGCCACAAUUGCGGAAAGAUUGGUCACUGGAUGGCGGAGUGCCCCUCGCGCAUCCAAGAAAACACGGAGAGACACCGGCCACAGCGUGCUCAAGACAGCGGCGACCGCUAUCGAUCACAACGUGCAAACGUCGCUCAAGAAGAAGACUCGGGCGACUACCUCUUUUCGAUCGGUGAAACGACAUCUGCGAAAUCGAGCGACAUCUGGCUGGUCGACUCCGGGGCGACGCAGCACAUGACGUGCUCCAAGAAGUUCAUGCGGAACUACAAGGGGUUUGACGCUGUGGAUGUCCAUCUCGCGGAUGAUGGAAUCGUCCAAGCAAUCGGCAGUGGGGACAUUGUCAUGUCGAUGAAGACACCCCAAGGGAUGAAGAAAGGUGUGCUCACAAACGUGUGGCACAUCCCAAAGUUAUCCAGAAACCUGUUCUCGGUCGGCCGCUUCACCAAGGAUGUCGGCCCAGUGACGUUCACGAAGGAUGGGUGCUAUGGAGAAGCGAAAGGGACCAAGUGGAAAAUUGGUGCCCGUGAAGGUAAAGGACUGUUCAAGCUGCAAAUGACUCCAGUGGCGCCGGAACAAGCAAAUGCAGCCAAGUCGUCGGGAUGUCAAGGGGGCACCAAGUCGUACCUCUGGCACCUUCGGCUUGGCCACAUAGGUCACGAUGGACUCAAUUGCAUCGUGACGAAGAACAUUGGAAUUGGCAUCGACAUAUCUUCGGUGAAGAAGUGGGACGUGUGUGAAGGUUGUGCUCUGGGAAAACAGACUCGAGUGCGCUUCCAAUCAAACACUACAGCUCGCACCUCCAAACUCCUCGAAGUGAUUCACAGCGACGUAUGCGGACCGAUGUCGAUGGCAACUUUCAGUGGAAAACGGUACUUCGUGACAUUCAUUGAUGACAAGUCAAGAUACUGUGUCGUCUAUCUGCUCAAGAGCAAAUCUUAA
Molecule: messenger RNA, 1398 nt
Organism: Peronospora matthiolae
Lineage: Eukaryota; Oomycota; Peronosporomycetes; Peronosporales; Peronosporaceae
Source: the annotation of a GenBank genome assembly